Anopheles nili is the source of this 1798-nucleotide messenger RNA. RefSeq names its product MAGUK p55 subfamily member 7 (gene metro). Gene Ontology annotation, cellular component: cell-cell junction; plasma membrane. The transcript is spliced from 11 exons. The record is from RefSeq and is a predicted model, not a curated record. Lineage: Eukaryota; Metazoa; Arthropoda; Insecta; Diptera; Culicidae. Gene Ontology annotation, molecular function: protein binding. Bases 26 to 1798 code for a protein of 590 amino acids.
UCGUAGAGUAGAGGCUUUGUAAAUAAUGACAGCAGUUGCCAUGGCGUCUGAUGGAAGCUACGAUCCAGUUAUCUCUAAAUUGAUUACGUCGCUUAAAGAAGCUGAAAGUUUAAACGAUGAGAAGGACCUCGGCUUCCUUCAAAACCUUCUGCAAUCAAAGGAACUGAAUGCCCUCGUUAAUGUACAUAGCAAGGUGGCCAAAAUUAACAAAGAUGAUAGGAUAGCACCAUUGCUAUCUGCUUCAAUGCAAAUUUUAAUGGAAGUUUUAGAGCUACUGGCACCAAGAUGUCACAUUUCUCCGUUGUGUAAAGAGAUUUUCCAUCUACUUCAAACGCCACAUUUACAGAGCAUCCUCUUCGCUCACGAUGCAAUUGCGCAAAAAGACUUCUAUCCUCACCUUCCGGAUAUCCCAGUGGAGGUCGACGAAGACGAGGAAACCAUCAAAAUUGUACAGCUUGUUAAAAGUAAUGAGCCUUUGUGUGCUGGAGCACAAAGCGCGGAACCAAUCGUUGGUGCAACUAUUAAAACAGACGAAGAAACUGGUAAAAUUAUUAUCGCAAGAAUCAUGCAUGGCGGCGCAGCGGAUCGUUCCGGGCUUAUUCAUGUUGGCGAUGAAGUGAUUGAAGUAAACAACAUUAACGUGGAAGGCAAAACUCCCAGUGAUGUUCUGUCUAUUUUACAAAAUUCAGAGGGUACAAUUACGUUUAAACUUGUUCCAUCUGAUGGAAAAUUGGACCAGCGGGAAAGUAAAGUCCGUGUUAAGGCAUAUUUUGAGUAUGAACCUGAAAGCGAUCCUUAUAUCCCUUGUAAAGAAGCCGGGUUAGGGUUCCAACGCGGCGAUAUCCUGCAUAUUGUAUCGCAGGACGAUUCGUAUUGGUGGCAAGCCCGGAAAGAAGGCGAAAAAACGACCCGAGCCGGACUAAUACCCAGCCGAGCACUGCAAGAGCGUCGCAUACUGCACGAAAGAACGCAAAAGGAAUCAAACGGUGAUGCUAAAAAAGGAUCAUGUGCCUCCAUCUGCUCUACUCCACCCGGUUCACCAAAUCCCAACCAUCCAUGUGGGGGACCAAAGACUAAAAAAAUUAUGUACGAUACAGCUGAGAAUGAUGACUUUGAUCGGGAAAUGAUUGCCACUUACGAGGAGGUGGCCAAACUGUACCCACGACCCGGUAUUUUCCGUCCGAUCGUCUUGAUCGGAGCUCCUGGUGUAGGUCGCAACGAGCUGAAGCGUCGGCUGGUGGCAAGAGAUCCGGAAAAAUACAAAAGUCCGGUUCCAUUCACCACGCGCCCUAUGCGAUCCGGUGAAGUGGCCGGACGGGAGUACCUGUUUGUCACGCGCGAAAAAAUGGAAGCUGACAUCGCGGCCGGUAAGUUCAUCGAGCAUGGUGAAUAUAAAGGCCACUUGUAUGGUACUGCUGCGGAUAGUGUAAAAAGCUUCGUGAACGCAGGAUGCGUGUGUAUUCUUGGGCCACACUACCAGGCUAUUAAAUCGCUACGAACGGCUCAGCUAAAGCCAUACGUCGUUCAUAUCAGACCUCCGGCUUUCGAGGAACUGAAAAAAACUCGUACGAAAGCCCGAGCGCGCUCGACAUUCGAUGAAAUUAAUUCGAGAGGAUUCACGGAUGAAGAGUUCAUGGAAAUGAUCAAGUCCGACGAACGCAUCACUUUGCUCUACGGACACUUUUGCGACGAUGAGAUCGUCAACGAUGAUCUCUCCGAAGCAUUCGAAAAGCUUGUAAACUUAGCCAACAAGUGUGAAUCAGAGCCGCUUUGGGCUCCAGCCAGUUGGGUGCAGUAG